CAGGGAAGCGGCGUAAUGACUGGAGGAUCUCUGUGUUAUCCCGGCUGUCUCCACAGGGUAUCAGUGUGGCCCCGCGGAGAGACCUAGAAUAGAGGCGGGCAGUGGAUAAGCAGCACAGGAAGUGGCUUUCCUCUUGUGAUGCGAAGGAAAAGAACGGUCAAAGAAGUCCCCUGGGUCGACUUUUGAAUACUUGAAUCAGAUCGCAGCGUAGUCUUCUUUGUUCAAGGCUGAAUAGAUUCAAUUCUUUUAGCCUGUCUGCAUAUGACAUGCCUUUUAAAUCCGGGAUAAUUCUGGUUGCUCUUCUUUGCACUCUUUCUAGAGCAGCAAUAUCCUUUUUGUAACGAGGUGACCAGAACUGAACACAAUAUUCUAGGCCUCCCCACACAAGCCUGUCUGCUGCGUCCCUCAUCCAUGUUGCUCCGGCGUGUUUCCUAAGUUCAUCUUAACAUCUUCCUGGAGGUCGUCUUCUUGAUCUCUUUAUGUCUCUUGGGAUCCAGUCUAGUAUCUUCUUGGUCCAGCGAUGGUUCCGAGGGUGAUGACGUCAUAAUCGAUGGAGGGCGGUGCUGGUUGUGAUGACCUCACAGCCUGGGAGCUGGUUCCGGCUUGGCAGUGCAGUGUGGUGAGGCGGCGCUUUCUGGAGAGAGGCAGUGGGGAUGAGACCCCCAGAGGGGGAUCAGUCUGUCGAAUCCUGAUCGAGAGCGAUGCAACAGACCCCCUCUGCAGCCAGCUCCUCCCCUAUCCCAUCAACCACUGGACCCCGCUCACCAUGGGGGAGGGGGAGUGUGACAUCAUCGAGGGGGUGCUGGAGGGCAUGCGGGCAGGGGAGCGCUGCAAGGUGGUGAUCAGCAGCCUGGAGAGCUCCUCCUGUCUGCAGACCCAGGAGCUGCGCCUCACCCUGCAGCUGCACAGCUUCACCCCGGGGAGGGACUCCUGGGAGCUGAGCUUCGAUGAGAAGUGGGGUUCCAUCGCGAGGCACAAGCAGAAGGGGGGUGUGAGGUUCAGAGAGGGAGACAUGUGGGGCGCAGCGCACAGAUACUCCCUGGCCACGCGCCUCGCUGUCACUCUGCAGAGGGUCGUGCCAGCCGAGUGGGACCCAGAAUUCCAGCGAGUCCGCUCUGAGCUCCACGCCAACCUGGCGGCCUGCCAGCUCCGCCUGGGCCAACCACACAAUGCCCUACUGAGCGCCACUCGUGCCCUAGGCCUCCAGCCGUGCUGCACCAAGGCCCUGUACCGCAGGGGGCUGGCCCUCUCCAUGCUCGGGGAGUUCAAGCAGGCCAGAGCUGACCUGCGCAGGGUCCUGGAGCUGGAACCAGCCUCGAAACCAGCUCUGCAGGCACUGAGAGACCUGGAGCGGAGAGAGAGGGAGCAGAGGGGCCAGCUAGCCAGGGCUAUGAGCAAGCUGUUCAACUAGGAGAGAGGCAGAGGGUGGAGAGGAAAAGAGGAUAGAGGGAGAGAGAGAGCAGCCAGCCAGGGCUAUGGGCAAGCUGUUCAACUAGGAGAGGGCAGAGGGUGGAGAGGAGAAGAGGAGAGGAGAGAGAGAGCAGCCAGCCAGGGCAAUGAGCAAGCUGUUCAACUAGGAGAGUGGCAGAGGGUGGAGAGGAGAGGAGGAGAGAGAGCAGCCAGCCAGGGCUAUGAGCAAGCUGUUCAAUUAGGCGAGAGGGGGCAGAGGGUGGAGAGGAGAGGAGGAGAGAGAGCAGCAGCCAGCCAGGGCUAUGAGCAAGCUGUUUAACUAGGAGAGAAGGGGCAGAGGGUGGAGAGGAGAGGAGGAGAGAGAGAGAGCAGCAGCCAGCCAGGGCUAUGAGCAAGCUGUUCAAAUAGAAGACAGAGGGUGGAGUGGAGAAGAGAAGAGAAGAGGAGAAAGAGAGCAGCAGCCAGCCAGGGCUAUGAGCAAGCUGUUUAAUUAGGAGAGGGCAGAGGGUGGAGAGGAGAGGAGAAGAGGAGAGAGAGAGAGCAGCCAGCCAGGGCUAUGAGCAAGCUGUUCAACUAGGAGAGGGACAGAGGGUGGAGAGGAGAAGAGAAAGAGGGCAGCUAGCCAGGGCUAUGAGCAAGCAAUGUGCUGUUCUGUAUUUAAAGUGUACAAAAAUCAAUUGAGUUGUCUUUUUCCACUUUUAAAAGUUUUUCAUACAAAACAUUUAUAGUAGUGUAUUGAUUGGUCAAUAGUGAUAGGCCUACAAGCAUUCAUUUCAACAAAAGUCUCAGGGUCAAUUGCAAUGAGCUCACAACAGUGUCGAACUGGAGAUCAUCCAUUCUGUUUUAUCCUCUGUAUCUUAACUGUAAUACAGCUUUAAAUCCUGUGAACAAGUCUCCAUUCCUGAUUGUAAUCUCAUUUUAAAUCUCGCAAGCGGAGUCCAAUAGAAAUGUAAGAAUAUGCAGUCACUCAGUAGUUGGGGUGGGUUUAAAGUAUUCAGAACGAACCAAUGAUAGAAACAAGUCAGGAACGAGGGGACAUUGCCCAGCAGCACUGGGAAAUGUAGUUUUUUUUUUUUAAACAGGAAAGGGGUUAAGUCAGCAUGAAUUGAGUAACAAUUUCCAGUGUUGUUCCGGUGUUUAUUGGCUAUCCACCAGUAUAAUUUUUUGGUAUCGGUGGUGUUUGAUAGUUUAUCGGUUAAAAAUGAAAAUCAUAUAAUCCACCAGGCUGGGUCAUUUAGUACAAUUUGUAAUUUAUUCUGAAUAGUAUUCAGGAUGCGCCCUAUAAUCUAGACGUCGCCGGUUUGAGUCCAGGCUAUUCCUUUGCUGACCAACGACGGGAGCUCCCAGGGGGCUGUGCACAAUUGUCCGAGUGCCGCCCGGGGGGUGGGAGGGUUAGGUCGGCCAGGGCAUCCUCGGCUCACCGUACACCAGCGACCCCUGUGGUCUGGCCGGUAGGCAAUAAGGCACGACGGUGUGGGAUGUACUCGAAUAUCCACACGCCCCGGGUGCGUUGUAAGUCACGAGGCAAAGCCGGAGCAUUAUUUAUAGCUGUUAAAUUGAACACUGCCAUUGAAAUGGCAGCUUUGAAGAUUUACAGGCCCUUUUUUAGAUUUAGCAGGUGGAGCUGCAGCAGGCGAUUUCGAGCACCAUGGUGUUUGAGUUGCCCUUGUCGUUGUCUGAGGAAGUGGAGCAGGACAGUCAUGCUGACCUUCUUUGCCAGGUCUGGCCAUAUUUAGUUGAACAUCAAAACAAACCUUUCUCACAAGCAGUGUUGGGGAAGAUUUCAUUCUUUGUGAUCUGGGAGCAGUGACAGGAGGUAUUCAUGCCAGAUUUGCGGUACCAUUUCCAGUAACAACAAAGAUGUUUGCAUUUUGAAAUACUCAGACAGUGGCAUAAAAAGGACACCCGAUGCCCAGGCAGUGGACUUCUGUGUAUUUUUUUUUCCUUUUUUUUUUUCUAUGUCCAGAAGCUGUGCAUCGGUAAGUUCGAUACUAGCAGUAUUACAUUUUUUUGCCACUUGAAUAAGUGUUGGUGUCUGAUUCAGACUCAUCCAAAAUCUCAUCGAGUUUGGUUUCCCAAAAGAUAAAAAUUGAUAUACCUCGUCCGCCAUCUUUAUUGCGAAUUUAAAUAUGCCUAAUGGUUUUUUUCAUAAUUAUAUAUUAAAUGUGGUUAGUCAUGUUUAUUAAUAUAAAUUAAUAAAUUAGGAGGCUGUGUGGUCCAGUGGUUAAAGAAAAGGGCUUGUAACCAGGAGGUCCCCAGUUCAAAUCCCACCUCAGCCACUAACUCAUUGUGUGACCCUGAGCAAGUCACUUGACCUCCUUGUGCUCCGUCUUUCGGGUGAGACAUAAUUGUAAGUGACUCUGCAGCUGAUGCAUAGUUCACACACCCUAGUCUCUGUAAGUCGCCUUGGAUAAAGGCGUCUGCUAAAUAAACAAAUAAUGAUAAAUUUAAAA
Acipenser ruthenus (sterlet) is the source of this 3863-nucleotide messenger RNA. RefSeq names its product FK506-binding protein-like. The transcript is spliced from 5 exons. Gene Ontology annotation, molecular function: protein binding. Lineage: Eukaryota; Metazoa; Chordata; Actinopteri; Acipenseriformes; Acipenseridae. The record is from RefSeq and is a predicted model, not a curated record. The coding region runs from base 551 to 1411 and encodes 286 amino acids.